Messenger RNA from Drechmeria coniospora, 3555 nucleotides. RefSeq names its product bromodomain and PHD finger-containing protein. Lineage: Eukaryota; Fungi; Ascomycota; Sordariomycetes; Hypocreales; Ophiocordycipitaceae. Bases 1 to 3555 code for a protein of 1184 amino acids. The transcript is spliced from 3 exons. Gene Ontology annotation, biological process: regulation of transcription by RNA polymerase II. The record is from RefSeq and is a predicted model, not a curated record.
AUGGCUCCCGCAUCCCCUCUUCCACGGCGCACCCCCACGGGCCGCCGACGCGGCCGCCCGCCCGGCACGACCAACGCGGCGAGGGCGGCGAGACAGGCGUCCCUCUCGGCCAUGGCCGCCUCGGAACCACCGUCGAAGAAGCGUCGCUACGUCCCCGGCGGGCCGGGCGGAGGAGGGCGAUUUGUCGACUCCGACUCCCUACAUCGCUCCGCUUCCGCCGCGUCGGCACCGACGUCGAGAUCGAGCAGGAACGCCGCCCGCGACCUCGCCAACGGCGACACACCAUCCGCGCCCCCUCGACGAGAGAGAAGUGCUCGAAGACGGGUCGUUGCCAGCGAAGACACGAGUGACUUGCCGUGGGGCUCAGCCGCCGCCAUGGCUGCCUCGGUCAAGCAGGCGGAGGACUACAAACCCCGCGAGGAGCGGGGCUGGGAAGAGUUCCACCCGGACCUCGACAUCGAGAAGACGUUUAUGGUUUUCACGGCAGUCGAUACCGAUCCUGCUGCGCAACCUGCCGUUCCUGCUCCUAGCACGCCGGCCCGCCAAGCACCGCCCACGCCCUUGCUCAACGGCUCGCUGACACCCUCGAGACACGUGAACCCUGCAUCCACCGGCAACACGCCAAACCCCCAGGAGAAUGCAGAGCCGAGUGUGCCGGACACGCAGGCGGGGACGCCGUCGAGACGCCCUCGCCGGCAGACACGCGAAGCCGUUAGCUUUUACGGCACCCGCCCCAUCGACUUCGCUUCGACGCCCAAGACGCCCAAAAUUCUACCGAUACACAACCAGACGCCCAAGGAGAGGUUGGACCUGAAGCUGCCCUCGUACCGCAAAACCAACCGCAUAGAGCUGUUCGAGAGCAAGACCUUUGGCCAGGCGCGCUACGUGGACAAGGCGAUGAGCAACGUCGGCUAUCAAGGAAGCGAUCGCUUCCCCCGCUCGGACCGAACCCUCAUCAAGGCCAUCGACGGCAGCGCCGAGGACGAAGUGGACAUGUGCGCGACGCCCAAGGCCGAGGACCACGUCCCUCAAUCCAGGCUCGGCCGGGUCGAGUACGACAUGGACGAGCAGGACGACAUGUGGCUGGAGCAGUACAACGCCCAGCGAAAGCAAAACGAGCUCGAGACCAUCACGAGGGAGGUCUUCGAGAUCACCAUGACGAAAAUCGAAAAGGAAUGGCACACGCUGGAGAGACGAAUCCCGAAACCGAACCCGAAACCGCCGCAGACGCAUCGGCCGAGAUCCGGCUCCGCCGCCGCCGUGAACGGCGAGACGCAGGGCGGCGAGGAGCCCGACAGCAAAUGCGUCAUAUGCGACGACGGAGACUGCGAGAACACCAACGCCAUCGUCUUCUGCGACGGCUGCAACCUGGCCGUCCACCAGGAAUGCUACGGCGUGCCCUUCAUCCCCGAAGGCCAAUGGCUCUGCCGCAAAUGCCAGCUCUGUGGUCGGGGCGUGCCGACGUGCAUCUUCUGCCCCAAUACCGAUGGCGCUUUCAAGCAAACAAACUCAUCCAAGUGGGCUCACCUGCUCUGUGCCAUGUGGAUCCCCGAAGUGUCGCUCGGAAAUCACACAUUCAUGGAGCCGGUGAUGGAUGUGGAAAAGGUGCCCAAGACGAGGUGGAAGCUCUCCUGCUACAUCUGCCACCAGAAGAUGGGUGCCUGCAUCCAGUGCAGCAACAAAAACUGCUACCAAGCCUUCCACGUAACCUGCGCCAGACGAGCUCACCUCUAUCUUAAGAUGAAGACCAGCCAUGGCGCCCUUGCGGUCUUGGACGGCACCAUGGUGCUGAAGGCCUUCUGCGACAAGCACUGCCCGCCCGACUACACCAAGGAGCGCAACGUGCACCAGGCUGCACGCUCGGCCAAGAAGUUUUACAAGAGAAACAUGCGAGGUCGCAUCUGGGCGGACAGCCACGCCAUGGCCAACGUCAUCGCUGCGCAACACCGCAGCGCCAUCGCCGAACAUCUUCCGGACGAGUCCCUGCUGGCCGGGGCCAAGACCUCGGCCGUGGCCGCGGUCGAUAAGAAGAAGGGCGAACCGGCCAAGAACGUUUGGAAGCUCCCGUCCGGAGCCCCCAUCAUUCCGCAGGCAGUCUUCGACAUCGUCGAGGCGUCGAUCCAGCGAUUCCCCUUUAGGAAGCGGAAAGACUUUCUCGGCGAAGCGUGUCGCUAUUGGACGCUGAAGCGAGAGGCCCGUCGUGGCGCUGCUCUGCUCAAGCGACUGCAGCUUCAAAUGGAGACGUUCACUUCCAUGGAGCUGACGCGGCGGAACUUUGCGUCCAUGGGGCCAAGCGGAAAGGCUCGGCUCGCCCGCCGCAUCGAGUUCGCCGAGGACAUCAUCAACGACCUUGAGCAGCUGAAGGCGCUGUCGGAAGAGGUUGUCCAGCGCGAGCAGAUGAAGCUGCAGGCUUCCGAGCUCGAGCAAACCUUUGUCGACGAGUGCUACUUUCCAGUUGCAACGCUUCUCGCUCCCGCGAUUGAGAAGGCCAUCUUACUCGACAAGGACCUCUUUUCCACUGGGCUGGACAUGGUUCAGAAUCGGGUCGGCGAGCGUUAUUACGUGAAUUCGCUCUCCUUCGCCCAGGAACUCGGCGAUGUUAUCAACGCAGGCAUCGUGUCGCGCCCCCGUGUGGACGAAGAAGGUGACGGCUGGGACGCGGGAGACUCGGCUUCGUCCAAGAGCAUGUUCUUAGACAUACGUGAACGUCGAAAGCUGGGCAAGCGCAUUCUCAAGGCCGUCCAGCCAUACAUCGAAACGGCAUUGCGGGUCGAGUCCGAGAUCUUGAACAAGCCGUUUGACGGCAUGCAAAAAGACCUCGAGAGCCUCAUCGACGCAAGCAUCGAUACGGGGCGAGCCGUGAGCGGCGCCGAGGUGGAGAAGCAAGAAGGUGACAAGGAAGACACCAUCAUGGUAGAUGCUCCAGAUUCGUCCGAAAUUACGGUCAAGAGCUCGUUCAACAACACCAAUCAUGACGGUGACGCAGAUCUGAUGGACACAGCCGAGGACCGACAGGAUGGCGGUGGCGGAAACAUCGAAGUGAACACGUCUGGCUUGGGCAUGACCCUACCCGCGACAACGGACGAGCUGGUCAACCCGGCCCGAAAGAGCAGGAGGAGCACGGUCUUGAAGAGCGUCGAGUCGUCGGAGACGCCGCCGGACAGCAACGACUAUGUGGCCGCGCUGGCCCCUCGUCCACCGCCGGCGGAGCCGCCUACACCGCCUCAGUCGAACGGGAGCUUCGGAAAGGAGGCGAGCGACCCCCUCGCCGAGGGAGGCAUCCUGUGGUAUCUUAAGUCGAUGAAGCCCCGAGGCACAUCUAUCCUGGGUGAGCAUUGGGCCGCUGGCAUGGACGCGGUCCGGAUGCUGAGCGAGGACCUGACGGACCUCGACGACGAAGAGCUUAAGGGGCUCGGUCGCGACGUCAACAGCGCUGUCACGGCGUCGGCCAUGGAGGCUGAGGUGACGGUGGACACCUCUGCGAGCGUGGCGAGGAGCAAGGCCAGCAACAGCAGCAGAUCUCGAAAGCGGAGAGCGUCGGGUAGAAAGCGAUGA